Molecule: messenger RNA, 4790 nt
Organism: Chelmon rostratus (copperband butterflyfish)
Lineage: Eukaryota; Metazoa; Chordata; Actinopteri; Chaetodontiformes; Chaetodontidae
Gene: rb1
Product: retinoblastoma 1
Exons: 27
Coding region: 145-2886 (913 amino acids)
Biological process (GO): negative regulation of G1/S transition of mitotic cell cycle; cell morphogenesis involved in neuron differentiation; cell differentiation
Cellular component (GO): Rb-E2F complex; chromatin; nucleus
Molecular function (GO): RNA polymerase II transcription regulatory region sequence-specific DNA binding
Source: RefSeq, a predicted model, not a curated record
UACGGGUUCAGGAAGUCAGUUAGGUUUUUGUUGCCACGAAACUCGUGCACGGGGCUUUAGUAACUUAUUAAACUAAAUUUUGCCUUCAAAUCAAAGCUCUUGUUUUACUUAUUGAAUUCAGAUUUUAGGUAACUGGAUACCAAGAUGCCACCUAAAAAGCGCAACUCUGGGACGGCACAGAGCAAGGAGCUGAAGCCCAGUGCUGAAAGUACAUCUACAGACAAGAAGGAGAGUCCAGAGUUAUCUGUUAAAAAGCACAGAGACAAGGAUGCUGAGUUUGUGACCUUGUGUAAGAAGCUUCAUGUGACAGACCUGGUGUGUGACCGUGCCUGGACGCUGUGGAAAACUGUUCAAGACUCCAUGGAAGAAAUAGUUGACAGCCAGAAAAGGCUGUGGGGAGCUUGUCUGUAUGUGUCAGCGACAGACAUGGAUGUGGCCUGUUUCACCUUAACUCAGGUUUUGAAAGCAGUCAGUCUGAAUGUGAGGCAGUUUUUAGCUCUGGUGAGGAAGCUCGAUGUGAACUUGGAUACUAUAAGCACCAAGGUGAAUUCAGCACUGACACGAUUGGAGAAGAAGUAUGAUGUGACGCUGGCUCUCUACCAGAGGUUUGAGAAAACAUGCAAGAAGAUCUUUGCUUUGGUUUCUGAUGGCAAGGAGAGGGAGACCAUUCGCAGCUGCUGGACAAUGUUUCUUUUGGCCAAGGGAAGGGCCCUACAGAUGGAGGAUGACCUGGUCAUAUCAUUCCAGUUGCUGCUUUGUACGCUGGAGUUAUGCAUCAAGCGCUGCCCUCCAGACCUUCUGCAGCCUCUUUACAAAUCAGCUGUCAGCAAAGUUCAGAGCCCUGCAACACGAACAUCUCGUCGCAACCAGAGCAAAGCCAAAGCCCGACCCCCGGAGCCGGAGGUGGACCUGCAGCUUCUCAAAACCUUGUGCAAUGAGAAUGAAUGCAAUGCAGAAGAGGUGAAGAAUGUAUAUCAGACCAGUUUCUCGGCUUUCCUGGACUCACUGGAUCUUUCAAGAUCUCCAGAUUUUCCUCAGGUACAUGACCUCAACCAACAAUACGAAGAGCACUACCUCAAGAGUAGAGACUUUGAUGGACGGCUGUUUUUUGACGGAGACGAGACCCUUCUCGCACCUCAAGUCGAGAUGUCACAGGUGGAGAGAACACCAAAGAAGAACCUGUCAGAUGAAGAUGCAGUACUCAUCCCUCCCCAGACUCCAAUCAGAGCUGCCAUGACCUCCAUUCAGCAGUUGAGGGGUGAUCUCACCUCCAGUGGGGACCAACCAUCUACUAACCUGGCUACUUAUUUUAAAAACUGCACUGUGGACCCGACGCAGGACGUGCUGAAGCGUUUAGAGACACUCGGACAGACGUUCAGCCAAAGGUUUGGUCAGGCAGUCGGCCCACACUGUGUCGGUCUCGGCAGACAGCGAUUUACCCUCGGUGUCAAACUGUAUUACAAAGUCAUGGAGGCAAUGCUGAAAUCGGAAGAGAAGCGACUGUCUGUCCAAAACUUCAGUAAACUCCUCAAUGACUCCACAUUCCACACAUCACUUUUGGCCUGUGCUUUGGAGGUUGUCAUGGCAACGUAUGGAGAGAGCAGUUUUAAGGCUGGAGGAUACAACCAUGGUGGUGGUGACGCAACCGAAACAAAUGUGUGUUUCCCUUGGAUACUGGACGUGGUCAACCUCGCCGCCUUUGACUUCUACAAAGUAAUCGAGAGCUUCAUCAAGGCCGACCCCACUCUGAGCAAAGAUAUUGUCAAACACCUGGAGACUUGCGAGAACCUCAUCAUGGAGAGGAUUGCAUGGAGGACGGGCUCACCGCUGUUUGAGCUUCUGAAACAGGAGCAUGAGGGUGGAGCAGCAGAGCAGGUGGAGACAGCUAGUUUUAGCCAACCGCUGCAACACAACCACACCGCAGCUGACCUAUAUCUGUCCCCCAUGCGUCCAGGCCAUCGCGUCUUACCUCCUGAGUCCUCGGCCACGGCCACCUCUCAGGCGUCCUCUCAGCCCCCAACCCAACCUACCGGCCAGACUCCGCGACUCCCAAAGUCCAAUUCUCUCAGCCUCUUCUAUAAGAAAUUGUACCGCCUGGCCUACAUGAGGCUGAAGAUGCUGUGCUCCUACCUGCUGUCCUCCCACCCCGAACUGGAGCCCAUCAUAUGGACCCUGUUCCAGCACACUCUGCAGCACGAGCAUGAGCUGAUGAGAGACCGUCACCUCGACCAGCUGAUGAUGUCAGCCAUGUAUGCCAUAUGUAAAGUGAAGAGUGUCGAUCUGCGCUUCAAGACCAUUGUCACAGCUUACAAGAACAUGCCCAACACUAACCAGGAGACCUUUAAGCAUGUGUUGAUCACUGAGGACCACUUUGACUCCAUCAUUGUCUUCUACAACCAAGUGUUCAUGCAGAAGCUGAAAACCAACAUCCUGCAGUAUGCGUCCACCAGGCCGCCCACCCUCUCUCCAAUCCCACAAAUACCACGGAGCCCCUACAAGUUCCCCAAUUCACCUCUGCGUGUGCCUGGGAGCAACAACGUGUACAUCUCCCCUCUGAAAAGCCCACGCAUGUCCCCGGGUAUCAUGACUCCUCGCUCCAGAAUGCUGGUAUCAAUCGGUGAAUCUUUUGGGCCAUCCAACCGGUUCCAGAAGAUCAACCAGAUGGUCAACAGCAGCGACCGCGCCUUUAAGAGGAGUCUGGAUCUGGGCUCCACUCCAAAGCCUCUGAAGAGGUUACGGUUCGAUGUGGACGGACAAGAUGAAGCCGAUGGCAGCAAAUCUGGAGGAGAUUCCACAUUGAUACAGAAGCUUGCAGAGAUGAGCUCCACUCGCAGUCGCAUGCAGGAGCAGAAGAUGAAGGAGGAUGCAGAAUCAAGGAAGGAGUAACUCUAAAACCUACUGAACUGGCCUGCACUGUUUAUCACAAUGUGAACACUACUUUUGGUUCACACACAGAGUGAAACACGAGGUUCUCUGUACAUUAAGUAUUGGAUUUUAGUUUGUAUUUAACUUUGAGGAGUAAUAUGUGAAUAUAGAGGACUUUCUCCUCCUUUUUGUUGAUGCUAUAACUGAGUGUUUUAACUGAAUAAUGAGUGAUGUCAUUGAAUUUCAUUUGGAUUUUGACUUGUUGGAGAUUAAGUAUGUUUGUUUUUUAGAGUGGUAUUAAUUUGUGAGUGUUUAUAAGGAAUCAUUGUUUUCACUCUCAUGAAUGUUCUCAGUUGUUUAGAGUGUUGUUGAGAUCCAUUGCUGGUUUCCAUGUGUUGACCUUUUUCUUUUUGACAGAGUCUUUUCAGAUUUUCUUGUUUCAAUCAUGAUGCAACAUUUCAAGUGUAAAAUCAUGAUUACUCUGCUCAAAAAGGAUUAAAUGUCAGCCUCAGAGAGAAAUCAAUAUGUCUUUCCAUGCAGCGCUUUACUUUUAAAGUGAUACUUUACUUGGAAACUUGCAUGAGGUCUUAGAAAAGUUAAGUUUGUUCCAUGAAGCGAGAACAAAAAACAAUCACCUGAAGGAAAAUCCUACAUGAUUUGCACUCAACCCAAAUCCAUGUAGUUUCAAAGGAUUUGGUCACAGGUAAAGCCUCUCUUUGGUGUAAUAUAUGUAGUUUUAUUUUACCUUUUUGUUUUACUUUUGGCUGGUAAAUAAUAUACAUUGUACUUCAAACGCAAACACCUCAUGUUUUUCAACAAAAGGAAUAUUUUUUCAUGUUCUCACUCACAUUUUUCUACACAUUAAGUGGUUAAUUUUAAUCUUUGAAAAUUGAAGUAGGAGAAUUCUAAGAAAGAAGGGGGGAAAUUACAGCAAUGAAUAAACACCACAUAGAGCAAAUGAAUAUGUGGACUUCACUCCAGAAACGUAUACCAAGGUAAAACAUUGCUAGAUGUGUCAAUUUCAAGAGUUUUUAAAUUAAAAUAUGUUUAUACUGUAUUGACGUAGUUUUUUUUAAAGUGUAGUAAAUAUUCCUUUGAAAAUAUUUUGUUUUUGUACUUCUUUGCAUAGAUGUCACAUCACUUCCUUGCCUUUGCUGCCAACAGUAGGCAUAUGCCAGUAUGUAGUGAUUAACCAGCUGAUGGGCUGAAGAUACUCGUGCUGUCCACUUCUGCUUUUUAUUUAUUUAUUUUUUAGUUAUGUUUUUGCUGUUAGAGACGACUGUUCUGUUUUGUUCCGGUUUUAUACACCAUGUCAUGCUGUCGGGUUUUGUUCACGACGUGUGGAGGGUUUUGGAGAUUACUGUGAUGGCCUCCUUUAGAGGAGAAUACAAUUUGACUGUUGGUUCUGAAAAAGAAACAUGACGAAGCUGAGUUCUUCUGUCUCAAGAAUCACAUUUGCCACCUCUUGGCCCCAUUUCCCCAAAGCAUCUCGAGGCUAAGAUGAUCGUAAAUCCAUUUUAGGAAUGUUUAUUGUGACACUUACUCUCAUCCUUCAAGAUCAUUCAUUGGCUGCUAUUGUGGAUAAAUUACUUGGCACAGAUAAAUUACAACCACAAUGGCUCUGGGUUUUUUGUUAUCGCUGUGUAUUUCAGCAGUGAUAACGAAUCAUUAAAAGCCAGGAUUUGAACAGGAAAGAGAUGGUAAUUGUCAUGUUUUAUUACCUUCUGUAUCUCCAAAAGAAUUGCAGUCACAACAAAGAGCUUUAAGUCUACAAUGGACCAUUUCCUCCCUCUGCUGUUAAGAGUCAGUAGCCACUCAAGCUUCACUUCCACUGACUGAUGAACACACCACUGUACUGGAUUAGUUCUACAGUCAGACAUGAUCAUCUUUGACUGUUGUUCUAUGAUUGCUGCAUGAAAAAUGUA